AUGACCUCUCCAGCAUCGCCGAAUUAUGCCUCGGCUAGCAACUUACAGGUCUUACCUCCCAUCCUCACCGACAACUCGGUGAAAGCCUCCCCCAGCGCCCGAGAUCGACUCUCGACCUACUCGAAUCUCUCUUUCGUCUCCCAAAAUCGGUCACGGCCAGGCUCCCAUGUCUUUCCCAUCUUCCACACCAGCCUUCCGUACGCCCUAGUCCGAGAUUUCGCGUAUCCGUCCAUUCAUCCGUUGCACUAUGGACCACCACCCCCUCUCACGUCACGAGUGUCGACCCCCGCUAGCGAGUAUCGUCACAUGUCCGAUCCCCCAGGCGCGUGGGACACCUCCAAGGGACCCUGGGCUACCACCGGUGGUUGGAACACGGAAUUGACGCAGGGCCAGCAGCGGUUACCUGCAAUGUCUUUCGGGGAUGGGCCUCCUUACAGUGAGGAUGAGGAUCUGCACAGUCCCGUCGUGACCUCCUCACGUCAGCGCAAGAAGUCCCAAGGUACCGACGUCCACGGCAUGUUUGAUGACCGCGCUUCCGCAUAUGGGCCAACUGCGGAUCGCGGCACUUUCGUGAGUGUCAAUCCCGAUGGGAGCGAGACAUACUUUGUGAACAAUGGCGGUGCGGUGGGCGAGGGCGAGGGCGAGGGCGAGUAUAUCACCUACCCAGCCAACGAAGGAAGAUAUUCGGUGGCAUACAAUGUUCACCCCGGCUACCAGCAAGAUCAUGAAUACGACUCGGAGGAGGAAUUCGUGCAAGGGGAUCGUUAUUCGAACGACUAUCAGUUUGCGGUUGGAUGUCCUGACGAAGAAAUGCACGGCAAGGCGGUUGCGCUGUUUGACUUUGUCCGGGAACACGAGAACGAGCUUCCGUUGACGGAAGGUCAAGUCAUCUACGUCUCAUAUCGUCAUGGUGAAGGCUGGCUGGUCGCCGAGGACCCCAAGACAGGCGAAAAUGGCUUGGUCCCUGAGCAGUUUGUUCGCCUCUUGCGUGACAUUGAAGGGGGAUUGAAUUCGCUGAGUGCGGAUGUCAAUGUUGAAGCCGUGGAAGGGAGCGUGCCCCAAAAUACUGACCUCGAUGAGCACGCUGCAAAUGCCAUGCGAGGCACAGCGGGAAGCAUCGGUAACAGGGGACUGCCGCCUGCUUCUGAGGAAGCCGGCAUCGAGUCGCAGCCGAGACCCAAAGAGGACAGUCACAUUCAGAGUCAAGGUCGGUGA
Messenger RNA from Penicillium diatomitis, 1215 nucleotides. RefSeq names its product adaptor protein NBP2. The record is from RefSeq and is a predicted model, not a curated record. The coding region runs from base 1 to 1215 and encodes 404 amino acids. NCBI's taxonomy places the organism in Eukaryota, Fungi, Ascomycota, Eurotiomycetes, Eurotiales, Aspergillaceae. Gene Ontology annotation, molecular function: protein binding. The transcript has a single exon.